AUGAAUAUUUCGAUCAAGUAUUUUAAUAAAGAGCAAAGUACCACAGAAGUAGAAGAAACAAUUAAGCGUUUGUCAACUAAUAAACAUGUGCAAGGUGUAAUGAUUGUUAAUGAAGAUGGACAAACAAUUAAAUCAACCUUCGAUGUGAAUUUAUCAAAAAAAUACUCUGAUUUGAUCACUAAACUUAUUGAACAAGCUAAAACUUGUGUUAAAGAUAUGGAUGAAUCGAAUGAUUUAACUUUCUUAUGA
Messenger RNA from Entrophospora sp. SA101, 249 nucleotides. NCBI's taxonomy places the organism in Eukaryota, Fungi, Glomeromycota, Glomeromycetes, Entrophosporales, Entrophosporaceae. The record is from the annotation of a GenBank genome assembly.